AUGGUUUCUCAUAUAGCAAAGGCUCGGGCUGCUGUAGAAGAAUUGAAGAACUUCUUUGUAGCUGAUUCAUUAGAAGGGAUCAAUAAAAAGCUUGACAAGUUUUACAUGGUCCUAAUUCUGAGAAGCUUACACUCCGAUUAUGAUCAUGUACGUGAUCAAGUUUUAGCUGGUGAUCAAAUCCCUUCAAUGGAUGGUUUGGUUACUCGACUUCUUCGAGUACCUCCAUUGGUGAAAGAUGAGAAUUCAAUCGAUGUUAUUGGAACAUCAGCUAUGAUAAUGCCACAAGGAAGAGGAGUGCCACAAGGAAGAGGAGUGCCACAAGGAAGAGGAGGAGGCAGAAGCAACCGAGGACGUGGUGGUCUUAGCAUACGUCCUCCUCAAUGCACAUACUGUAAGAAACUAGGCCAUACUCGAGACAAAUGUUAUGUUCUACAUGGAUAUCCAGACAAAGUUGCUCAUGUGUCUAAAUCUGGUGAUCUAGAAUCCAGAAUUUCAAAUGAAGAGUAUGAAGAAUUUUUACGUUACAAGUCUGGAAAACCUUCUAAUCCUGGCCAAUCCUCUGUCAUGACUAGUGUGCCUACAGCCAGCCUAUCUCAAUCUGUGGAAGGUCAUAAUCCAUGGAUUCUGGACUCAGGUGCCUCAGACCAUAUCUCUGGAACAUGGGAUAGGUCGUCUGAUUGGAGAAGGACAUGAGUCUCAAGGACUUUA
This is a messenger RNA of Vigna angularis (adzuki bean), 708 nucleotides long. RefSeq lists its product as uncharacterized. The transcript is spliced from 2 exons. NCBI's taxonomy places the organism in Eukaryota, Viridiplantae, Streptophyta, Magnoliopsida, Fabales, Fabaceae. The record is from RefSeq and is a predicted model, not a curated record. Gene Ontology annotation, molecular function: nucleic acid binding; zinc ion binding. The coding region runs from base 1 to 693 and encodes 230 amino acids.